This is a messenger RNA of Acanthosepion pharaonis, 903 nucleotides long. NCBI's taxonomy places the organism in Eukaryota, Metazoa, Mollusca, Cephalopoda, Sepiida, Sepiidae. The record is from the annotation of a GenBank genome assembly.
AUGGCCUCUUCCUGUGGCUCAGCAGGAGAUGAUCCACUUAAAAGAAAGUUCGCUGAUUCAGGCACUUCGCUUACUACAUGUCUUAAUUCAACGUCCAUCUCUCGCCUCCUGCUUCGUGCAAAACAUUUUCUCCUACUCAUUGAUCUUUUAUUUAUCCUUCUCCCCCCUCUCUCUCUCUCUCUCUCUCUCUCUCUCUCUCUUUCUCUUUUUAUCACAUUAUCUCCCCUUAUCACUUUUCUACCUCGUCUUCUCUCUUUCUGGUACUCUUUUUCUUUACUCUGUCUCGGUUACUCUUCUAUAUCAUUCUGUUUCUCUCAUCUCUUUUAUUCUUUUUCUUUCUCUCUUUCUUUCUCUUUUUUUCUCCUCCUAUCUCUCACUCACUCAUCUACUCUCUUUCUUUCUGAUUCUCCUAUUUCUCUAUUUCUAUCUUUCUCUUAUUCCGCUCUUUAUCUUACUUCUAUAUCUCACUAUUACUCUUUCUCUUUCUAUUGUAUAUCGGUCUCCCUUCUCUUAUUCUCCUCUUUCUUUAUCUCCCCUCCCUUUCUCAUUGCUUUUUCCUCCCUUUCGUCUUCAUCUCUUACUCUCCUUUUCUUUUAUCAUUUCUUUAUUUUUCUUCUUUUUUUUCUAUUUCACUUGUUCCUUAAUAUUCCAUUCCAUUUAUAUUCGUACAUUAAAUCUGUUUAUAUCUAUCUGUCUAUCUAUCUGUCUGUUCGUAUCAAUCUAUCCAUCUAUCUGAAUCUCUUCUUUAUUUUUCUAUCUUCCAUGCCAAUCUAUCUUUUUAUGUUCAUAUCUAUCUAUCUAACUGGAUCUCUUCUUCACCUAUCUAUCUAUCUAUCUAUCUAUCUAUCUAUCUAUCUAUCUAUCUAUCUCAGUCUGUUCAUUAUAUAUCUAUCAAUCGAUUAA